CGGGACGCGCACAGUUAACGUCUCCAUGUUAACUCAUUGAUGGCGGACACAGACGACCACAGUCAGCUAAUGAAAAGGUUUUAUUUGGACUAAACUGCGUUGCCUCCCACCGUCUUCCCAUCAUCCCCUGCAUGUCUGACUGAAGUGAUAUCAUCAUAAGGAUGAAGAUGAAGAUGAGGAGGAGGAGGAGGAGGAGGGGGAUGCAGUCAGUCCUCUGAUCUUCGUCCGUCUGUAUGGAGGAUGUGGUUCUGCACUAUCAGCCUGGAUCAGCUGACGGUCUCGGCUCUCUGUUAGAGAAGACACAGAAGCUUCUGGAGCCUUUUCCCUGUCGGCCUCCUCCGGUCUUCACCCCCUGGUUCCCCGCCGCCGCCGCCGCAGGAAGCAACCUGCCCAUCAGACCCGCCAAACCGCCUCCUAUCAUCACCGCCUCGGAUCAGAUCCUCUCCUCUGACAGCCGGCCGCACGCUCACACAGCGGAGGCCGUGACCGAACCCCUCGCAGAAAUCAAACUACAAAAACCCAAAGUCGACAACUGUCUCGCCGAAAGACGUCAUGGUCGUCCACACGCAGAGGCCACCAGAGCGCCCGGAGACGGCGUCUGCGUGUCAGAAAACGUUCCUCCGGCUUCGCUCUUUAACAGACCAGAUGGAGAGGUCACCAGACCGUCUCCUGACAAACACGGAGACGGCGUCUCCAUCACAGACUCGCCGGUCAAACGGUCCUGGAGCGUCUCUGCACAGAAAAGUGUCCCGCUGCAGAGCUCGCAGUCGCUGUCCAAACGGUACCGUCACAUGGUUUCCGUCCACAGUCUCCACCUCCGCCAGAGGGUCAGAUGGGUAAUCGGUCAGCACAACUGCGGGGAGGCGAAGGACAUCGAACAGGUGUGGCGAGCUCUGAACCGGUUCGUCCGGAGCUCCAGACUGCCGACGUGCAACGCCAACAUCCAGAGGGAGCGGGCGGAGAUCUGGGUGUUCUGCGACGUCCUCUGCUCCGAGCAGGUGGGACGUUUCCUGAAGGACGAGCUGCGGCUGUCGGGGAGGAUCAGCCUGGCGGUUCACAGACUGGGAGACGUCUUCAGCAUGUAGAGGAGAACCACAGACUCACGUUAUCUCAGAUGAACAUGUUUACUGGUCCAGAUGUUGUGAUCACACUCAGCAUUUGAGGAAAAAACAUUAUGUACUGACAAUCUCUUCAUUAUAACAAUGUGAAUACACACUUUACACACCAUUGACGUCACUGUAAAUAUGAUCUCAGUGAUGAGUUUUUUCUCUUCUGCUUGAGAAGUUUAACAUCCUCAAUAACACGCAGACGAUACAGUCGGGGGGGAAAGUUAGAUAAUCCAAAACCCUUUUAUCAAUACUUUGUUGGGACCUGAUCAGGUGGUAAAACUCACACCAGGAGCUGCUGCUCUGAGAGUCCAACAUCAAACAUUUUCAACACACAAAAACAGACAAACAAUAAGAGGCGACACAUAAAAGUUGAGCUGCAACGAUCAGCUGACUAGUCGUUUGGAACAAAAAUGACAAACAUUCACUGGCUCCGGCUUCCAAAAUGUGAAUAUUUUCUUACUCUUCUAUGAUAAUAAACCGUUAUCUUAUCAUUAUCUUUAGGUUUCAGACAUUCUGAAGAGUAACGUGGGAUUGACAGUCGUCACAAUUCGCUGACAUUUAACGGACUACACGAAUAAUUAAUUAAAGAGAAAACAUUUACAUUGUGGCUGUGAUGAACAGUGUAGCCUGUAGGGGGCGCUAACAGCAUAAUAUCAAUAUUAUUUUCACAUUUUAACAACAACAAUGUGAAAGUUAAUGUGUGCAGACCUUUUUUACACAUAAUCAGAAAUUCAGCCUACAUACAAUAUUUAUUAAGCUAGUGAAUAGAAAACCUCUAAAGUGCUGUUUAAUUUUGAUCUUUUUUUUUUUUUUUUUCAU
Messenger RNA from Thunnus maccoyii (southern bluefin tuna), 1928 nucleotides. RefSeq lists its product as uncharacterized. The record is from RefSeq and is a predicted model, not a curated record. Gene Ontology annotation, biological process: positive regulation of double-strand break repair via nonhomologous end joining; negative regulation of double-strand break repair via homologous recombination; positive regulation of isotype switching. The transcript has 3 exons. The coding region runs from base 234 to 1085 and encodes 283 amino acids. NCBI's taxonomy places the organism in Eukaryota, Metazoa, Chordata, Actinopteri, Scombriformes, Scombridae.